AUGCAAGCACCUCCAGUGGACCCAACUGGAGAUAGCUGUGAGAAUGUUAGCCUAAAUCCUAAACCCAGCCCCCAUCAAACAGGACCCACAGAUGUGGUGAAUGCACAAUAUCGUUCGGGGUCGGUGACCUCCUGCCUAUCGACCAUGUCACCUUGUUCCCCGCCUGCUGGAUGUAGAGACAGUGGAUAUGUUACAGACGGGUCGCCGGCUAAUAUAUCGGCAAUUUCUUUUCCUUUUGAGCAAAGUCCGGAUCAACCCUUACAUCAGUCUUUGCCGUCAUCACCAUCAAUGUCUCAGACGAUGCGAUACCGAUACCAUCACUAUUAUCAUCAUCACCAUCGUCAGCAGCACUCUCAUCCACCUUAUUAUCACACUCAGAUGGCGACAGUGGCUUACGGGGCCGUCGGUGGCCACGGUCCCGACACGCCAGCCCCGAGCAGUGUCAGUAGCGUGGACGACCAUGUCAUCAAUGAAAACGACUCGCAGGACGACGUCGACGAUUCGAACAACGACGACGACGACGAUGACAAUGAUGACGACGACGAGGAGGAGGAAGACGACGUGUUCGCAAGCGACAGUGUCUCCGAGAGUUUCCAGGACGACACUGCCCCCAGCUAUCCUCUUCGGGCUAGUCAACCCAUCCCUAUACGCAACCCAGGCAGUCUUUUUUCUUCUUCUUCUUCUUCUUCUUCUUCUUCUUCACAAAUUGUAUUUUUCCUCCUCUCCAUUAGUGGCUAUCUGUAUUUCUUUUUCUCUUCUUUUUUAUUUUUCUUUCUUUUUUUUUUCGUUCUUUCCUUUUCCUUUCUUUUCUUUGUUUCUUCAUUAUUUUUCAUUCUUUCCUUCUAUUCUUUCCUUUUUUCUUUCUAUUUUCUUUUUACUUUAUUUUCUUUCUAUUUCCUUUUUUCUUUCUUUCUAUUCUUUCCUUUUUUCUUUCUUUCUAUUCUUUCCUUUUUUCUUUCUUUCUAUUCUUUCCUUUUUUCUUUCUUUCUAUUCUUUCCUUUUUUCUUUCUUUCUUCCUAUUCUUUCCUUCUUUUAGUUUUCCUUUUUUCGUUUUUUUCAUUCUUUCCUUUUUCGUUCUUUCUUUUUUUUCUUUAUUUCCUUUUUUUCUUUCUUUCUAUUCUUUCCUUUUUUUUCUUUCUAUUCUUUCCUUUUUCUUUCCUUCUUUUAGUUUUCCUUUUUUUCGUUUUUUUCAUUCUUUCCUUUUUCUUUCUUUCUUUUUUUUUCUUUAUUUCCUUCUUUCUUUUCUCUCCCCCCCCCCUCACUUUCAACAGUAGAUCCCACAUUCCCCGUUAA
Molecule: messenger RNA, 1293 nt
Organism: Acanthosepion pharaonis
Lineage: Eukaryota; Metazoa; Mollusca; Cephalopoda; Sepiida; Sepiidae
Source: the annotation of a GenBank genome assembly